AUGGCGGGGUCGGACGAGGUGAACAGUCGUCCGGUGGAGAACCACGAGAAUGCUAAAAUACAUGUUACUGGCGCGGAAUUGCAAGCAUUAGUUGACAAUGCUGUUGCAAAGGCUAUGGAACGUCAGUACAGUGAUUAUAGUGGGACCAGAAGUAGGACCCUAUCUACAACACCUUCCAAGCCUAAAACUCAUUCUGAGGCUCACAGCAAGCCACCACCUACCCCACCUAAGUCUAAGAAAGAGGAACCAAAGAAAGAUGAUGACAGACAUUCCUCCAACGAAAAUAGCAUUCCAUCCAAAAGGAUUUUAGAUAGAGAUCCGCUGAGAACUGCGGAUGCCGAGAAAAGGAAACGCGAAGAUGAUGGUUCACGACACUCAGACAAGAAGUGCAAAGGAAACAACGACCACAAGAAAGGGUCGGGAUCCAAGAAAGGUGAUCAACAGACGGGUGAUAAACCCAAAUGUAAGGUUUGCAAGAAGCACCAUUUUGGGAGGUGCAGGCAUGAGUCAAAGUCCCAGUCCCAGCCGAAAGCGUGUGGGAUUUUCAAGUCAUUAGACCACAAGGCAUUGGAUUGUAAGAAAAUCAAGGAUGCUACGUGCUAUAACUGUAAUGAAAAGGGGUAUCUUAGGACCAACUGCCCAAAGCUUGCAAAGAAGGCUGACGAGGGGAAGAAGACCAAUGCUAGGUAUGGGUAA
This is a messenger RNA of Helianthus annuus (common sunflower), 696 nucleotides long. Its product is annotated as luc7-like protein 3. The transcript has 3 exons. Bases 1 to 696 code for a protein of 231 amino acids. Lineage: Eukaryota; Viridiplantae; Streptophyta; Magnoliopsida; Asterales; Asteraceae. Gene Ontology annotation, molecular function: nucleic acid binding; zinc ion binding. The record is from RefSeq and is a predicted model, not a curated record.